GGAGUGGAUUAUCUCAAAUAUGACAACUGCUACAAUGAUGGAAGCCCCAGCAAGAAGCGCUACACGGCCAUGCGCAAUGCAUUGGAGGCCACUGGGAGAGACAUUUUCUUCUCCAUGUGCGAAUGGGGACAGGACCUCCCUGCUCUGUGGGCGUAUGGCGUGGCAGACACGUGGCGCACCACCCGUGACAUUGAGGACACGUGGAGCAGACCCGGACAUGCUGCAGGUGGGUAAUGGCGGCAUGAGGCAGUCGGAGUAUCGUGUGCACUUCAGCCUCUGGGCCAUCAUGAAGGCACCCCUUCUGAUUGGCUGCGAUCUUUCUGCUGCCUCGAACGAGGCCAUGAGCAUUCUGAGCAACAAAGAAGUGAUUGCCGUCAACCAGGAUUCACUGGGAGUGCAGGCACGGAAGGUGCAGCUCUCUAUCAACUCCCAGGUGGAGGUCUGGUCCGGGCCUCUGUCUGACGAUCGGCAAGUAGUGGCAUUGGUGAAUCGUGGUGCGAGGAGCGAGAAUGUGACAGUCAGCUGGAAAACAUUAGGGCUGAAUGUGGUGCAGCGGAUGUAUGCGCGAGACCUCUGGAAGAAAUCCACCUUGAAUUCCGCCUUCUCUGGAGAGAUGAGUGCUCGUGUUGCGAGCCACGACGUGCGGCUCUUUGUGAUCUGGCCCGCACCGGAUGUCUAA
Messenger RNA from Closterium sp. Naga37s-1, 679 nucleotides. NCBI's taxonomy places the organism in Eukaryota, Viridiplantae, Streptophyta, Zygnematophyceae, Desmidiales, Closteriaceae. The record is from the annotation of a GenBank genome assembly.